UCCUUGCACGGAUGGGGAAUUUGACAGUUCGCCGCGCGACUCCCUUAACUUCGGCCGGGAACUGAAAGAGAAGCCCGAGCUGAAAAUAAAAACAAUAAAAAGUAGGAAAAUAAUUCGAGGUGGCGAUUUAGUGUCUUUUUUUAUAAUGACGACUGUGCAAAAUAAACAAAAAGGAUAACUCUAUUUUAAUUAUAGAUGGUGCAAUCCUUAGAGCGAUUUUAUGUGGGAAUUGUGGGUGUUAUUUGAUAGACAAUAUUGUGAGAAUUGUACUUGCCUUUUAGUUAGCGUGCCCUAAUUGUACAUACAUCCGUAGUUAAAUAAAACCUUUUAGAUACGUCAUCUGUGCAAUUAUUUACUCAUUUGUGCGUCCUGGGCGUAUACGUCAUAGAAUGAACAAUAGCGACCCAUUUCUGUCGGAUUGUAAUAGAGUCCCUGGUGGUAUGUGAAGUAGUGGCUCGUUUUUACAUAAGCCGCUCAAGAAGAAAUGAGAAAAACACCUGAGUCCCAGGACCCUUGGAUUUCGUUACCGUGUUCUGCCUCGUGACAGUCCGGAGAAGAAUGGAAAAUACACCCACAUCACAACAAUGGCCCACAUAAAACUGGACACCCUCGAUGUGGUGCAACGUCCCGGUACAACCCGCCGGAGCAACUCCAACAGCGGCCGGAGUAGCGCCUGUAGCUCUGGCAGCUUGUCGCCAGUGCCCAUAAUUCCGAUCAUUGCAAUUAGUCGGGAUACUGACGAUUCCGAGUCUGAGUCAGAGGUCGAGGCAAAGCCAACGCGAUACUUUCAACGCCGUUUGUCCUUCAAACGCACAAAAACCCCGGCUACUACUAUAAAGGAAGGAUUCCUGCUUAAGCACACAUGGUCCUUUCAGCGCUGGCGUCGCCGCUACUUUCGACUGAAGCGAAAUGUCUUAUUCCAUGCCAAGGAUGAAAAGUGCGAUGUUCUCGAUGAAAUUGAUCUGUCUGACUUGUGCUAUUUUGAGUGCGGCAUCAAGAACGUAAAUCAUAGUUUCCAGAUAAUCACACCUACAAGAUCCUUGGUUCUUUGCGCCGAAUCCCGCCGAGAAAUGGAGGAUUGGCUCGGCAGCCUCAAGACGGCGACGACGCCGCAGCGACCGCGCGGUGACAGCUUCCUUAUCGAACAACACGACAUCCUGUCGAACCACCACCACUGGUACGCCACCUCCCACGCCCGACCCACCUACUGCAACGUAUGCCGCGAUGCGCUUUCCGGAGUGACCUCCCACGGACUCAGCUGCGAAGUCUGCAAGUGCAAGGUCCACAAACGAUGCGCUGCCAAGUCCAUCGCCAACUGCAAAUGGACGACGCUGGCGAGUGUGGGGAAGGACAUCAUCGAGCAGGCGGACGGGAUCAUCAUGCCGCAUCAGUGGAUGGAGGGCAACCUACCCGUCUCGUCCGUCUGUGCCGUUUGCAAAAAGACCUGCGGAUCGGUCCUGCGCCUCCAGGAUUGGCGGUGUCUUUGGUGCCGGGCAACUGUACAUGUGGCAUGCCGUCCGCAGAUGGCGGUAGCAUGUCCGAUUGGACCCGCUAAGCUCUCAGUGGUGCCUCCGACGAGUGUCCACUCCAUCAGCACCGACGAUGCCUGGGACGUUGCCAGCCCGAAGGGGAAUUUCUCCCCACUCCUAGUUUUUGUCAACUCGAAGUCUGGCGACAAUCAGGGCGUCAAGUUCCUGCGCCGCUUCAAGCAGCUACUCAAUCCGGCCCAGGUCUUUGAUCUCAUCUCUACGGGCCCGAGCCUGGGCUUGAGACUAUUCAGACACUUUGAGAUGUUUCGCAUCCUGGUGUGCUCAGGAGAUGGAUCAGUGGGCUGGGUGCUUAGUGAGAUCGAUCGCUUCAACAUGCAUAAACAAUGCCAGGUGGCGGUGAUGCCUUUGGGAACUGGAAAUGACCUGGCGCGAGUCUUAGGCUGGGGCUCCAGCUGCGACGAUGACACCCAUCUCCCACAGAUCCUGGAGAGGUACGAGUCGGCCAGCACAAAGAUGCUCGAUCGCUGGAGCAUCAUGGUCUUUGAAAAGGCCAUAGCCGUGCCUAAGACACCAAAGAUGUCCAUCACCACCGAGCAGGAGGCGCUUCUCACUGGCAUGGUGACUUCAGCCAACCAUCACUUGCGCUUCAUAGUGGAAACGAACGAUACGCAGACGCUGAUCAGCUCCACCCAGAGUCUGUGUGAUACGAUUGACGACUUGGUGGGACGCAUCUCGGAGCAUCAUAGGGAAGACGAACAACUGGCCGUGAAGUGCGAUAUCCUCAGGCAGAAGCUAAAUAUGCUGCUGGAUGCCCUGCAGGAGGAAGAGAUGGGCGCCCACAGUGGAGACGACUUGAUAGCCACCAUUAGAAGUCUCAUUGCCAGGAGUAUUCCUCAGACACCUGGAACGAGUGCGCCGCUGCUCAACCCAAGUAUAUCCAUUGAGAAAAAUGAAAAGGACGAGAUCAAUACAAAAGAACGCCGAAGCAGUCGCUCCCUUCGCUCCAGCGAAAAGGAGGCUUUGCAGUCCCGGGCCAAUAGCGUGAAGAGAGCCAUUUAUAAUGUAGUAGAGCACUCCGAACCGGGACGGCCCAAACGCUAUCAGCGCAAGCUCUCGAUCACACCCUUCGAGGCGCUGAAGCUGCCCACCACCACCGCCUCGGGAGACUCGACACCCUGCAGCUCCCCCCUACCGAUUAUUCCGCCGAUUAAUAUUAUAUCCCCGACGAUGGAGACGUCGCGACUCACCUGUAUUUCCCCGCUGCCGGAUACGCGGCGCGAUUCCGUAGAUGAGAGCUUCUUUAACAGCAUUAGUCUGCCGGCACCACGGCAAUUCGCCGACAGCCGUCGGAGCUCCGGGGUGGAUGUCAUCCAGGAAAUCGAGGAAGGCGCCAACGGGGAAACGGUCUACCGCAUCGGCCGCAUGUCCCUCUCCGGAGGGGCCAACAUCGAUGAUGCUGGUAAUCUCCUUCCAACAACCGUUGAAUCUCCCGCCGACCGCAAGGUGGACUUCCUGCGGGUACCCAUACUCACGGGAGAGCCGAUAGUGGACCCACUCUCCGACUACCGACCUAUCGAGGUGUUUGAACGCACCUACUACAUGAACCGAGAACUCGACAGGGGAAAGGAAGGGACUGAAGAGAAGAAGGGGGACAUCGAAAAGGAGAAGUCCUCCGGCACGGAUGUGGAGAAGGAGGACAAUAUGCCCACCGAGAAGCAAGCACUGGUACAUAUUUGUAACCUGCAGGUACCCGGCAUUGUCGUUACCCCCAACUCCCAAAAUGUUUACACAAGCGCCAGUCUAACAAUCAUUGACACCGAUGCACAGACCACUAAUGAGCAGUCGUCCUCCGAAGAAAUAGCAGGUGAGGCCAGCGACGUGCUUUCGGCGAUUAGCAAUGAGGAGUGCAGCGUGGCCUCCGAAAUUUUCGACAAGCAGGAUGCUGGUCAUACACUGGGCGAUAUUAUUCAGAGUCUCGAUGCCAGCAAUUUUACGCACAUCGACUCCCCGGAGACCAGCGACGAGACGGAGGCCAUGCCCGGUGAGAGUAUUAUGGACGACAUCAGCUCAGUCCUGGGCCACGACAUAACCUACGCCCUGCAGGACAACACCCUGACCGACGACACCACUACGCUUUGCUCGGAGCAUGUCGGACCACCGAAGCCGCCACGCAAGAAGUCCCUGAGCGCCCUGACCCGCGGCCACUCGCAUCCGCGUAGGCGCAACUCCUCGCCGCCGCGAAUACCGCGUCUGGCGCGAAUGGACAGCGACGACAAUCCGCAGCAGUUUGGCUUCGAGAACAUAGUGUUUGAGAUCGACAAUCGGUGCGACGACCAGAAGAUGCGAGAGCCGCCGCGAUACUGCAGCCUCGCCCAGUUCGUGGAAGGUAACGAUAUAGCGCGUCAGAGCUUCAAGCAGCUGAUGCUAGAUCAGCAGAAGCAACAGAACGAUUCAUUGCAACAACGAGGAAGCAACGACAACGACCUCGUCGAAGUGGAAGUGGAAGCCGAGGCCCAACAAACGCCAACGAAUACCAUGACAAAUCUAAUGGCAACCACCAGCGAAGAUGAGCUGUCCACGCAGACGGCCAUCAAAAUAGAAAUACAAGACGUUGAUGCCACAAUGCGCAACACGACAAUCAACUCCAUCGCCGGCAACAUGAAGGCCAAUACGAUUCUGACCACGUCGACCUCGCCCACUAAGAAAUCGGGCCAUGGACAAGAUGUAAAGCGCAUAACUUUUGAUGAGUCGUGUAAGAAAGAAUCCUUUGAUGAUGUAAAUCCCAACUAUCCACAGAUAAGUGUUGUUGUGCGCCCGCCGACGCCUUUGCGCGGCGAUUCAGUUAAGCCCUCGGGAUCUUUGCUGUUGGACGGCUCCGGUGGAGCUAUAUCCAUGGCGAUGGGAUGCUCCAGUUUACUGGGGGUAAGGGCGAUGAACGCUGAGAUUCGGCGCCACUCAAGCCAUGCUCCCGGAUUGGCUGUCCGCGAGAUCGACAAAGACAAGGACCGUCGACACUCCGGCUUCAAUCCCAACCUGCUGACUCUGGAUCCGGAGCACGCACGCUUUCUUAGCAGCUCUCCGGCAGCCAGCCGCAGGAUAAGCUGCGGUAGUCUCUUCAAGAAGAAAAACCAAAAGAUCGCUACAAAGCGCGGCUAUGGAUUGUUCAGUGUUCGGUUCCUUGUGGUGGCUGAGCCCGAUAUUCGCCUGGCCACGUUGGCGCUUAUCAGGCCGCUGAUUCCUUUGCCGAACGAAGCCCUGCCGAAUCUCCAGACUUUGAAGGGCUCCAAGUCGAGCCUGUUCAUGGGCUCCACCCUCUUUGGCUUCGAUCAGUUUGCAGCCGGGGACAAGGAAAAGGACGAAAAGGGCUGCAAGGACAAAGAGAAGACACCCACCGAAGAGACGGGCCGGAAAUUGCCCAUUAUCAAUCCUUUGGUGCGAUUACCCAACUGGCCAAACCUUGCCAAUGGCGGUGGCUUUAUAUCCAAGUGUCUGCUCGCCAAUGCUGAUACCCUUUGCGCAGCGGUCAGCCCGCUGAUGGAUCCUGACGAGACACUCCUGGCUGGCUACCAUGAAAAGUGCGUAAUGAACAACUAUUUCGGCAUCGGAAUCGAUGCGAAGAUCUCACUGGACUUCCACAACAAACGCGAGGAGCAUCCUGAGAAGUGCCGGUCCAGGGCGCGCAACUACAUGUGGUACGGAGUUCUGGGAUCCAAGCAGCUGCUACAGAAAACCUGCAAGAACCUCGAACAGCGCGUCCAGCUGGAGUGUGACGGUCAGCGCAUUCCGCUUCCAGAACUCCAAGGAAUCGUGAUCCUGAAUAUACCCAGUUUCAUGGGCGGCACUAACUUUUGGGGCAGUAGCAAGAAAGACGACAUUUUCCUGCCCCCCAGCUUCGAUGAUCGAGUCCUCGAAGUGGUGGCUGUUUUUGGAUCGGUUCAAAUGGCUGCUUCCCGGCUGAUCAACUUGCAACAUCAUCGGAUCGCACAGUGCCAGAGCGUUCAGAUCAAUAUCCUGGGCGACGAAGAGAUACCCAUCCAGGUGGACGGCGAGGCCUGGCUACAGCCCCCCGGAAUGAUCCGAAUCCUGCACAAGAACCGUGUACAAAUGCUGUGCCGCAACCGGAGCUUGGAACUCUCACUGAAGAGCUGGCAGGAGAAACAGCGCCAGCAUAGCAUCUCCAUCCAACGGGAUACCUCUUCCACCACCUCCGAGCAUGCCACCUCCACCGACGAGGUCAUUUCCGAGCGAGAGUGCUAUGUGCUCCUCAACUUCAUUGAGGCAGUCAGCUCACUGGUGAAAUGGGUCAAGUUCUUGAUUAUCUCGCACCCGGCCUUGCAGCAUGAUCUAUACGCAGUGGCCUGCCGCGCCAGCGAAGCUCUGGAAAGCAUCCACCCCCAGGGCAAAUUGUUAGAAGGACCCUCACUGCGCACCAAGCUAGUGGAGGUCAUCGACUCCUCGCGACAAUUGUACGACGACGCCUGCACUUUGCUCCGCGAUCGGGGCCACAGUCUGAUCCUGCGGGAGGACUUGGAGACCAAGCUGAGUGCGGCCCUGGCCAAUAUGGAGAUGGAGUUGAAGAAGUGCUCUGUCCAGAAGUGCAUAGACGGAAAGUUGCGAGCCUACUUUAAUGUCCUGGCUCCCAAUGAGGAGCCCGAUGCUCGUCGAAAAUCAAGACCCUUCUGGGUACGCUUACGAUCAGGAUCCACAGCCGGCCAGCAGGCAUUUAAGCCUCCUCUUACUAACACUCGCGAGGCGGCCAACAACUGGAGUGUCAACGAGGUAGUCACCUGGCUGGAGACAAUGCAGCUCUCCGAAUACGUGGACAGUUUCUUGAAGAACGACAUCCGGGGCAAGGAGCUAAUAACCCUGGGCAGGCGCGACCUGAAGGACCUAGGUGUAGUUAAGGUGGGACACGUGAAGCGCAUCCUGCAGGCUAUUAAGGAUCUUAGCGAGAAUUAGGACUCAGUGAGGUAUUGGCAACAUAGUACAAAAUACAGUCUUCGAACAGAGCUCUUAGAGUUUAAAGAGGGAAAUAAGUUGUAAAGUUGCAAUCAAGCUGGGGAGAGGAUAUUUUUAUGGGAAAAACUGCACACAACAAUCAUUAACUUAUAGGCUA
Messenger RNA from Drosophila ananassae, 6606 nucleotides. Its product is annotated as diacylglycerol kinase eta. The transcript is spliced from 13 exons. Bases 585 to 6449 code for a protein of 1954 amino acids. The record is from RefSeq and is a predicted model, not a curated record. Gene Ontology annotation, molecular function: ATP-dependent diacylglycerol kinase activity; protein binding. NCBI's taxonomy places the organism in Eukaryota, Metazoa, Arthropoda, Insecta, Diptera, Drosophilidae. Gene Ontology annotation, biological process: diacylglycerol metabolic process; intracellular signal transduction; lipid phosphorylation.